Messenger RNA from Penicillium manginii, 4014 nucleotides. RefSeq lists its product as uncharacterized. The transcript is spliced from 4 exons. Gene Ontology annotation, molecular function: GTP binding. The record is from RefSeq and is a predicted model, not a curated record. The coding region runs from base 1 to 4014 and encodes 1337 amino acids. NCBI's taxonomy places the organism in Eukaryota, Fungi, Ascomycota, Eurotiomycetes, Eurotiales, Aspergillaceae.
AUGAGUGGUGGAUUAGGCCAACGGCCACUCUCAGAAGUGAGCCCCAUGGCACAACGGCGCAACUCGCCCAUUUGGAACCAAUCGAACAAGGUAAAUGCGCCUUCAAGCCAGCCGCAGGGGCAUCGCGCAUCUCGCGUCAAAAACCACGCCAUGUUGCGAGAAGGCCAGGAAUAUGAUCCUGCCCACGUAUCCGUCCCUCAUCGACCCCUUGCCGCCGACCGCUCGCCAGACCGAGAGAGCCAGAUGAACCUCGCCAAAUCUCAGUUCGUGGAUGACGACCUUGGUGAUCUUGGCGACCAAGUACCCAGACCUCACUCCCCCAGCAAAGAACAACCGUCCCCGGCAAAGUCUUCCCUCUCCAAGGGCAGCCGAUAUGGCAAGGGCUUUGACCCUCAACACGACAUUUGGUCAGAAUACGAUAGCGCUGGUCACCGACAUGCUAAGAGCGUAACAUUCGACGUUGCGCCGCCCCAAGUUAAUGAAUACGAAAUGCGCACUCCCGACCCAUCGUCAGUUGCGUCCGAGUCGCGUGAGGCCAGCUAUGACUCUGAGGAGGACGAUGAUGUGAGCAGCUUUGAGCAUGACUCCUUCAUGGACCGUGACGACAGCUUUGAUGCAUCCUUGGAAGAUAUUGAGAAGACUCCUGUUGUCCUGCCGGAGGACUGGCGUUUCAUGAGCCCUGGUAGCAAUAAUGGAGAAGAAGACUCAUUCGUGGAGCACCCAGAAGAACACACCGACGACAGCCGUCCUACCUCCCGGGAUGAGGUGGGCAGUCAACACUCACGCGUCGAGUCACUCGACUCGAAUGGUGAACGCCGGCCCUUACCACCACUGCCAUCUCUCAAUCGCCUAUCUGGCUCUCGUCCUUCAUCCCCCGAAAAACUUGCUGCCGCCUUCGAAUUGGGUAGUGGUGGCCAGCGAGUAUUGCCUUCAGCGCCGGCUGCAGCUUCGUAUACAAAGUCUGAUAUCAACGGCGGAAUGUCUUUGGAAGAGCGGCUGCGUCUCAUGAUGUUGAAUGAUAAAAAGAAGAGUAAGGAUGAGAAGGUUGAAGAGGUCGCGGAUCCAUCGUCUCAGUCCACACAAGAUCAAGACUUUUCGGACAAGGUCACUAGCGAACCCUCCAAAGACGAUGUUUUCUCUCCACCCCGCAUCUCUCGGGAUUCGAUCCUGCGGGAUAUCCGCAAGGGCGAUAGCUUUGAAGAUGACGUCUAUGAUGAGGAGGAUUCUCACAUUUCUGAAAAUGCUGAUCAAUUCGACCAUUAUGACCCCGAUGUCCCCAUUCCUUCCCUCGAAACUGAAUAUGACGACGAUGACUCUUCGAGUGUGAUUGUCAAGGAAGAAGCUACCGAAGAUGAUCUAUACGCCAUUCCCGACUAUUAUCAAAACUCAUCCGACCAUAGUCUAUCAUCGCGCGACCAACGAGCCACCUAUGAUCAAGAUAGCAGCUACUCUCUGCGCUCUGCCGCCGAGGCCGCUCAAGCUGCUGCGUUUGAUGAUGAGGAUCGGGCCUCCGGACAAACAACUCCCACGGGAGAAAAAGACGCCCAGGCACCUGCUAACUUCCUCCCGGAAAUCAAUCAUUCUGCUGCCCCCAGAGAGUCACAGGCCUUGGACAUGGCCUCCAUCCGCCAAUCCUUGAACCGGCCAGUCACUCCGGAGAUCAAGGAGGAAGAACUCUCUGAACCGUCUACACCCGACUCUGUGAUCCGUCACCCUAUUCAAGACGAGGAGGAUGAGGAUGCGGAAUUCUCACAGGAUGAAGAAGAUCAUGGAUUCAGCUCGUCUGAUGAAUCGGUCCCAGAGCCCAUUGCCACGAUCAAGGCCCCAGGCCAAGGACUCAAGACUCGUCCGUCGCUCACCCCCGCCGAUGUCGAUGCUAUGGCCGCAACACGUCGCAAGAUCAGUGGUCAACACCCUCCUCCCAUGCCAGAGCUGCCGAAGCAGACACCCCAGGAACCUGAAAUGUCCGACACAGAAGAGCUGGAUAAAGCAACUGCGCUUCCUCCUCAGCUCACCCUUCCCACUUUGAGCCAGCGCCAGUCUAGCUUGAUGCAACUAGACAUUCCCUUCAGCAUUCAGGAGGAGAGUCUCGGCUCCGGUCUCAACAAGGAAUUUGACCGUGUCAUUGAGUCCCAAAAGGUUGCGUUUGCCCUCGCCAUUUCCCAGCUUGAUUCCAGCCCAACGCCAGCCCCCAAGAAAGCACCCUCACUGGCUCCCCUAUCCCCAGGACUUUCAAAUUUCAUCAACUUUACAGCUCAUGCUAACAAUCACCGUCCACAGAGAGGCUACCUCAUGCGACAAAACACCAAGGUUGUCAUUGCCAACAACCGCAACGAUGACGAGCCCUCCACUCCUGUCGAUCAAACCAGCAAUGACCCCCGAGGCACCCGAUCGGCCGGAUCCUCCCCUCGUAAGGCUAGCCAGCAGACUUGGACCACAGUUCCUUGGAAUGGCUCCACCCGCCGCCCGAGUAUCAAGAUGGCUGGCGCGAUCCCUAAAAAGAAGCCUGUUCCCGGAGUAGGAUCUGUACCUCCCCUUCCUGGUCAAUCAAGUAAUGUGCAGCAACCUUCUGCCACUAUUGAGGAGAAUGAACCAGUCCUGAACGAGGCCUUCGAGGAUGGCGAGGAGCGUGGUCGCCUGUUUGUCAAGGUCGUAGGUCUCAAAUAUUUAGAUUUGCCUAUGCCUCGUGGCGAACGAUCAUACUUUGCCCUUACUUUGGACAACGGUCUCCACUGCGUUACCACAUCUUGGCUUGAGCUUGGAAAAACUGCCCCGAUUGGCCAGGAAUUCGAGCUUAUCGUACAGAACGAUCUUGAGUUCCAGCUCACACUCCAAAUGAAGGUCGACGAAGCCAAGCUCUACCCUCAGGAGUCUGCUAGUUCCCCCAAUCGUCAGAAGGCUUCGGCUCUCAGCCGAGUCUUUGCCUCUCCCCGCCGUCGCAAGGAGCUUGACCUCAAGCAGCAAAUGCAAUCUCAACAACAAAAAGCGAAUGAUGUCAACGCUCCGGUCUAUGACCGCCUGCGCAAUCUUGUCGCCCGCGAUGGAAGCUUUGGCCGUGCUUACGUGGCUUUAAGUGACCAUGAGAAGAUGGCGUUCGGUCGCCCCUAUACAGUAGACAUUGCCUGCUUCAACGAAUGGGCUGUUGACGAACACCCAAGCAGCGUCAAGAGCAAGAAGAGCGCAACUAGCGUGACUGCCCAACGCCGACCGCCGUAUAAGAUUGGAAAACUGGAACUUCAGCUUCUGUUCGUACCGAAGCCCAAGGGCGGCAAUGAUGAUGACAUGCCGAAAAGUAUGAACGCCUGCAUUCGGGAGAUGCGGGAUGCCGAGAGUGUUACUGCGCGAAGCUUCGAGGGAUUCCUUUCCCAGCAGGGUGGUGAUUGUCCUUUCUGGCGCCGUCGUUUUUUCAAACUCCAAGGCUCGAAGCUGACUGCCUACCACGAAACUACUCGCCAACCUCGCGCGACAAUUAAUCUGGCAAAGGCGGCCAAGUUGAUCGAUGAUCGAUCUUCUUUGGUUCAGAAAGAGACUAGCACAAGAGGAGGUGGCCGUCGAAAGUCUGCAUUUGCAGAGGAAGAAGAUGGGUACAUGUUCGUGGAAGAAGGCUUCCGAAUUCGCUUUGGAAAUGGCGAGGUGAUCGACUUCUAUGCGGAUAGUGCGGCUGAUAAGGACGGCUGGCUUCGAGUCAUGUCAGAGGCUGUCGGCAAGGGAGCUACUUCUGGCAACGGCGCCAUCAAGCCAUGGGCCGAUCUUGUGCUCCGACGUGAGCGCAGCAUGAAGUCCCGACGUCUGACCACCGAUCGUCUCCCCCCACCAAGCAGUAUCCCGGUCGCUCCAUCAUCUCCUGUUGGCAAGCGACAAAGUGUUGCGAUGGGACCGCCGUCUUCGGCAGGAACGGGGGCGCAGGCGCCCCAGUCCCCGCGCCCACGGCCAUCGGGACACAAGCACACUUAUUCCCAACCUGAUAUUGGGACUGACGCCCGCCGGCAGAAGACCCGAUCCCUCAUGUUCUGA